Molecule: messenger RNA, 2273 nt
Organism: Morus notabilis
Lineage: Eukaryota; Viridiplantae; Streptophyta; Magnoliopsida; Rosales; Moraceae
Product: vacuolar protein-sorting-associated protein 33 homolog
Exons: 22
Coding region: 140-1933 (597 amino acids)
Biological process (GO): intracellular protein transport; vesicle-mediated transport
Cellular component (GO): CORVET complex; vacuole
Source: RefSeq, a predicted model, not a curated record
UUAAGCCCGAGUGGAACAGUCCAGGCCCAUUCUCUUCUCACCAGCCUCUCUACGAUCGUCGUCUUCCAAGUUCCACAAAACCAAUUCCUCUGCAUUUUCCGCUACGAAAAGAAAAUAAUAAUUCUGAAGUUUCACUUCAAUGGCUCAAAUUCCAAACUUAGACAAUGCUCCUCUCAAUCUCACAGCCCUCAGGGAACAGUCUCAGAAAGAGCUUAUAAACAUCCUAAAGAAUAUUCGAGGAAAGAAGUGUUUGGUGAUCGAUCCGAAGCUCGGUGGAUCUCUCUCAUCGAUUAUCCAGACUUCGCUUCUCAAGGAACAUGGGGUUGAAUUGCGGUAUCUCUCGGCCGAUCCAAUUCAAACCGAUUUGGCCAAAGUGGUGUACCUUGUCCGUUCUCAGCUUAACUUGAUGAAAUUCAUUAGUUCACAUGUUCAUAAUGACUUAUCUAAAGGUCUUCAGAGGGAGUAUUACGUUUAUUUUGUCCCCCGCCGUGCGGUUGGUUGCGAAAAGAUCCUUGAAGAGGAAAAAGUCCAUCACUUGUUGACUGUAGGGGAGUACCCGUUGUACAUUCUUCCAUUGGAUGAGGAUGUUCUAUCAUUUGAAUUGGAUCUUGCUUAUAAAGAAUAUCAAGUCGAUGGUGAUACAAGCUCACUUUGGCAUAUUGCAAAAGCCAUUCACAAGCUUGAGUCUUCUUUUGGUGUAAUACCAAAUGUGAGGGCCAAAGGCAAAGCAUCAGUACGUGUUGCUGACAUACUAAACCAUAUGCAAGCAGAGGAACCAGUUAACUCGCCUGAGAUGGUUGUGCCAGAGAUAAAUACUCUUAUUCUUUUAGAUAGGGAGGUGGAUAUGGUAACUCCUAUGUGUUCUCAACUAACAUAUGAGGGGCUUCUUGAUGAGUUUUUGCACAUAAACAAUGGUGCAGUGGAGCUUGAGGCAUCUAUCAUGGGUGUUCAGCAAGAAGGAAAGAAGAUCAAAGUUCCACUUAAUUCUAGUGACAAGCUCUUUAAGGAGAUACGGGAUCUCAACUUCGAAGUUGUUGUCCAGAUUCUACGUCAAAAAGCAACAUCCAUGAAGCAGGACUACACAGAGAUGACAACCACGAGCCAAUCAGUUUCUGAAUUGAAGGACUUUGUCAAAAAGCUGAACUCAUUGCCAGAAAUGACUAGGCAUAUAAAUCUUGCUCAGCACCUGUCAACUUUCACAUCAAAGCCAUCAUUUCUGGGGAAACUUGACAUGGAGCACACAAUUAUUGAGGCUCAGAGUUAUGACAUAUGUUUCGAGUACAUUGAAGAAAUGAUCCAUAAGCAAGAAUCACUGAUAAAUGUCCUUCGUCUUCUUGUCUUAUUUUCUAUCACAAAUUCAGGGUUGCCCAAAAAACAUUUUGACUAUUUGAGGAGAGAGCUCCUCCAUAGUUAUGGAUUUGAGCACAUGGGAACGUUGAAUAACUUGGAAAAAGCUGGAUUGUUUAGAAAACAGGAGACAAAAAGCAACUGGUUGACAGUAAAACGUGCUCUGCAACUUGUGGUUGAGGAUACUGACACAGCCAUCCCCAAUGAUAUUGCCUAUGUCUUUUCUGGGUACGCACCUCUUAGUAUUCGGCUUGUACAGCAUGCUGUUCGAUCUGGAUGGCGUCCUAUAGAAGAAAUCCUGAAGUUGUUACCUGGGCCUCAUUCAGAUACAAAAAGAGGGAGAUUUUCAAGUACUUCAUCGUUUGACAACCUAUACGGCUCUUCAGCCAGUGGAGACAACAGGGUGGCUGACGGAAGGCGCUCCCUAGUACUUGUAGUGUUCAUUGGAGGUGUAACAUUCGCGGAGAUUUCUGCUCUACGGUUUCUCAGUGCUCAGGAAGGGAUGGCAUAUGAUCUGAUUAUUGGGACAACAAAAAUCAUCAGCGGAAACACCUUGACCGAAACAUUCGUUGAGAAGUUGGGUUGAAUUGUAACAUGUCCUUUCUUGUCUUAAAAUCUUUACUUUCUUUUUCCUGGUUGAGAGCUGCAGAAGAUGAAGCUUGUGGCGUGACUUGUUGCGGUCCAUGUUUGUUUCUAUAAUAACCCGUGUUUAAUUUAUUUGCCUGCAAGAUUGAUUUUUUUUUUUUUUCCUUUUAUUUUUACUCUUUUGCCUGCUGGGAGCACUAGUAAUGAGGGUCACCGGUCAUGCAAUUUCCUCCCAAGGAAAUUGCCUGGUUUUAUUAGGAAAAAAUGGGGUUGAUUCAAUUUUUUGAAUCAGAAUAUUGGUGACAAAAACUGAUGAGUACAAGAUUUAAAGACUUUUAACU